AUGACGGUGCAGGAGUAUUCGGACGUCGUUAACCGGGUCUGUGCGCGCGCCUCGGCGCGCGCGGCCCAGCCUGCGUUUUCGAGGGUGGACGAGCUGGGAGACGAGAUACGGGUCGAGGGGGCUCGCUUGGGGGCGCUCGAGUUCAAGGCGAAGGAGGCUUUUCUGGCGCGGAGCGGACUUAGCGGCCAGGCGUUGGAGGCCGAGGAGAUGCGGUUGAUGCGGCUGAGGGAGGGGGCGAGCCUGCUCCGCAGGACGCCUGCCGCGGCCACGCCCCUCGGGGCGAAGAAGGCGGGCAAGCGUGCCGCGGAGGCGGAGCGCAGGGCGAUUGCGCUUGAGAGGGAGGGGUGGGUUGACGGGGAGUGCCGGGGUGGGCGUCGUAAGGGUGAGGGCGAUUGCCGCCCUUCCCCCUUCGCCCACCUCGACGCCUUCGUGUAG
This is a messenger RNA of Emiliania huxleyi CCMP1516, 435 nucleotides long. RefSeq lists its product as hypothetical. The coding region runs from base 1 to 435 and encodes 144 amino acids. NCBI's taxonomy places the organism in Eukaryota, Haptophyta, Isochrysidales, Noelaerhabdaceae. The transcript has a single exon. The record is from RefSeq and is a predicted model, not a curated record.